Messenger RNA from Salvia miltiorrhiza (redroot sage), 696 nucleotides. Its product is annotated as SKP1-like protein 12. The record is from RefSeq and is a predicted model, not a curated record. Gene Ontology annotation, molecular function: cullin family protein binding. The coding region runs from base 78 to 533 and encodes 151 amino acids. Gene Ontology annotation, cellular component: cytoplasm; nucleus. Lineage: Eukaryota; Viridiplantae; Streptophyta; Magnoliopsida; Lamiales; Lamiaceae. The transcript has 2 exons. Gene Ontology annotation, biological process: SCF-dependent proteasomal ubiquitin-dependent protein catabolic process.
AUCUCUUGCGCCACGUACCAACACUCCAGCCGCCUUGCCUUUGCCUUUGCCUUAUAACGGUGAGAGGGGUAGAAAAGAUGGAGAACAGAGAGACGUUGCCGUCACCGGAGAAGGAGAAACUGACUACGUUGAUGAGUUUGGAUGGCCAUAUUUUCCCGGUGGAGGAAGCGGUAAUUGUGGAGCUCCGAGCAAUUCGCCGCCUUCUGCCGGCCGCCGGUGACGCCACCAUUCCUAUUUCUCAGGUUACCGGCCAAAUUCUGGCCAAAAUCAUCGAUUACUGCAGAAAACACAACGAUCACAAGCUCAAUCGUUUGCGUGAUGAGGAAAUCAGUGCCUGGGACAGACACUUCGUCGAUGUUGACGAGGAACUCCUCUUCGAUCUCCUCGUGGCUUCACACUUUCUGGAAGUGAAGGAUCUCUUCUACCUAACAGUGACGACUGUAACAGACACGAUGAAGACGAAGAGUCCUGCUCAAGUUGGCAACAUGGAUCAGCUUCGCAAUCUCUUCAUCUCCAACUUUAGGCUUGACUAGUAUGUUCAUCUCCUCGAGCUCGACUACUGGUUUGUGUGUUCAUAUUUUUGGCGGCAGUGUUUGGUGAUAUUAUGGUAUCUGGUUAAUAUAGGAUGAUACUUUUUCAACAAUGUAUAUGGCAAAUUUUUAUUUCAAAUCUUUGAAGAUAUGAUGGUAUUUGAAA